GAGUUAACAGCAUUUCGAAAAUCCAAAAAUAUCCAAGGCCGACAUUUCACAGCAAUUACUUGCGAUUCGUGUAAAACAUUUUUCAGGAGAAAUGCAUUCAAAGAAAAUCAAUUGAAAUGCGGUUUUGAAGGCAAAUGUAAUAUCACUCCCAAUACAAGAAAGUAUUGCCAAAAAUGUAGACUUAAUAAGUGUUUUGCGGUCGGAAUGAGAAAAGAAAUAAUGAAUUCAGACGAUGAAAAUAAAAGGAGACGACAAUUGAUUGCAGAAAAUAAGCAAAAAUCUAAACAAAGUAUUCAAACAAAUUCUGUACACAAUAUACCGGAGUUGGACUCAAACGACACCAAAAUCUCUGACCAAACUGUUGGCCAAGAAGUCGAUGAUCUCAUUGACAGUACAUUCUAUAUAACGGAUAUCGCAUUGAAUAAACAGAUACUGGAAAUUGAAAACACAUUAAACAAAGAUUAUACUAAUGAUGAGAAUAUAAUACAAAACUCAUUGCCAUUACAAUUGGUU
This is a messenger RNA of Medioppia subpectinata, 513 nucleotides long. Lineage: Eukaryota; Metazoa; Arthropoda; Arachnida; Sarcoptiformes; Oppiidae. The record is from the annotation of a GenBank genome assembly.